This is a messenger RNA of Ictalurus punctatus (channel catfish), 3836 nucleotides long. It is a transcript of the gene abi3a, whose product is annotated as ABI family, member 3a. The coding region runs from base 62 to 1753 and encodes 563 amino acids. Gene Ontology annotation, cellular component: lamellipodium. The transcript has 14 exons. Lineage: Eukaryota; Metazoa; Chordata; Actinopteri; Siluriformes; Ictaluridae. Gene Ontology annotation, molecular function: SH3 domain binding. The record is from RefSeq and is a predicted model, not a curated record.
CAUUAACGGGAAGAUUUAACACGUGCUACUACAGUGAGACUGAACAUGAUGAUGAUGUAUUAUGACUAUAAAGAACCUGGUGUGUAGAGGUGAAUUGUCUGAUGAAGUUCUCCUGUGUGUGUGUGUGUGUGUGAGUGUGUGUGUGUGGGCUGCGAUGACGCGUCUCCGCUUCUGCUUUCAAAGCGCGAACCCACAGGCGCAGUUUUGCAGACGGAGUUUCCGGAGCUGCAACAGUCGCUUCACAUCUCUCUCAACCAUGAAGGAGCAAGCUUGUACGGAAGAGAUCACCACCAUCCUCCAAGAGGCCCCGGCGGCCCGGAAAGCGCUCCUGGAUAACUACACCAACCUGCGCAAUGUGGCCGAGUACUGCGAGACCAGCUACCUCCAGGCGGGCGAGGAUACGGUUAAAGCGCUGGAGGAAACCAAGGCCUUCACCACUCAGUCUUUAGCGAGCGUGGCGUAUCAGAUUAGCACGCUAGCCACCAGCGUGCUCAAGCUCCUGGACGCUCAGUGCUCGCAGCUCCGUCACAUCGAGUCGGACAUCAACCUCAUCGGCUUGACCGUGGACAUGCACCGGGAGAAGGUAGCACGUCGAGAGAUCGGCGCCUUCACCGUGGCUAAGAGAUACACGAGGAGCGGUAAAGUCAUCCCACCCGCCUCCAGCAAAGAUCCCAAACCCAAAUACAGCCGUACGCCCAUCUCCUACAGCGGCCUGGACACGCUGGGGCACGGCAUGAAGGACUCGAAGCCACAGGAAAGAAAAGCCACCAUCAACCGCAAACACGGCGGCACGCUCAGUAGGAACCGUCCCACGGAGUGUCCCGUGGCUCCCACUUUGACUCGUGGAGCAUCUGUUACCUCUCUCAAUGACAAAUCCACGACCUCCAGUUUCGGUAAAGCCGUUCCUCCUCCAGUCGUGCCCAGCUGGCCCCUGACCCCCGAGGCCGACAUCAUCAGCACGCUGCUGGAGGACACGGCUCCGCCCCCGCCACCACCGAUGGACAGAGAAGAAGGGUCAGGGGCUGAGAUUGUUGUAGCUCCACCCCCUGCUCCUCCCCCCGACAUGUGUGAAUUCCUCCCUCCUCCGCCUGUGAAUCCUAUGGAUGAGAACCUUGAUCAAGACCCCGCUCCACCACUGGAGACAGUGCCUGAAGAGAACGGCCUUCCUCCUCCAGACACUGACGGAUUCUAUAUUCCUGCUCCUCCUCCUCCUCCUCCACACUCCCUUGAGAACGGAGAAGCUCGUCGCUCUCGCCAUUCUCGAGGGCGUCGCCCUCCCAGUACCCGCUCUCUCUCUCUACGGCUCCGCUCAGGCUCCGCCCCCCGCCCGCUGCAUACACGCUCGCUCUUCCUGCCCAACAGCCAAUCACUCAUUAUCCCCCCGCCCCCUCCAUACCCGCCUCCUCUGGCUCCUCCCACUUUGAGCUCUCUGUGCCGGAUUCCCACUCGGCUGCAGCAUCUGGACCUGGAGAUUCCGGCCCCUCCUCCGCCUCCAUCCGCGGACUGCGUGGAUGGUUUCGAGGACAUUCCUCCUUUACCUCCACCCAUGGACUACGACAACUCUGCUCCUGCUCAGUACCUGGAGAAAGUGGUGGCGCUCUACAGCUAUGAACAAGACAAACCGGAAGAACUGAGCUUUCAGGAAGGAGACGUGAUCUACCUGACCAGGAGGAACGAUGACGGCUGGUGCGAGGGCGUCCUGAACGGCGUGAACGGGUUCUUCCCCGGAAACUACGUAGCGACCAUGAGCUAAAUGAGAACGAUUUAUGGCAAAACAUCAGUACGCGGAUUAAAAAAAACAACAUAUAUAUAUAUAUAUAUAUAUAUAUAUAUAUAUAUAUAUAUACAUAUCUAGCAAAAGGAUGAUUGGUGGUAUUCAGAGAUAUGCAAAUGUAUGUUUGAUUACUGUGUAUAUGAGACAAACUGAUUCGAUAAAAUUCUAAAUGCGCCGUCUGCCUGUGUUUCUCACUAUCAUCGUGGUUCUUUUUUCAUUAACACUGAAAUAACUGAAGUAUUUAUUAACACCAACUAACAGACGGAUGAACCCGAGUCAAUCGAGAGAGGCAUCGCGCUCACGUGAGAGCACCACUUUCCCAGAAUGCUUUGCUGUGGCGUGUUUCCUUUUUGUUUAAAAAAAAAAAAAAAAACAAAAACGGCGGAUGAUGUGUAAACCAGCUGGGUCGUCUUCGUUAAUAAAAUGUCUGUACGUGGAACUGGACGAGUUCGCUCUGGGAGUCGAGUCCGAUCUGUUUUUUUACACUUCACGUGUUACGUUUGACGCUCUUUUUUUCACGUGUACGGUAGUGCAUCGUUUAGUUUUACUCUUUAAACAGCACCUCUGGAGGAAGUUUGUGAGAAAAGGAAAGAAUUUCCGAUGUUUUUAUUUUUAUUUACUGGGAUUGCAGUUCAUCUUACAUGCAGCAGAGGGCGUGAAAAACGACACGUCGCUGGUUUUAAAGGUCCCAGCGUGUGAGUGUGAAGGACAGUGCUGUGAUUUCAGGAUAAAUAUCCGGGAUAAGUGUUAUGACUGCUACUAGAGGAUGGAAAAUAAACAACAGACAUGUUCUAACAGCUGAUAAAGAGUGUGUGUGUGUGUGUGUGUGUAACCUCCGUGCUUGGGCGCUCAGGAACGAGCCUAACCUGCCUUACAGUCUUUAUUUUGAAGACACCGCGAGAGCAGGCACUGUGACUUUAACCAGCACGAUGUGGUAAUAAACACUCAGGUGUGUGUAGCCAAGAGUGCACUUCUUCAUGAUAAGACUCCCUCGACGUCUGAGUACCGGGCCAGACGAGAUCACCUGCUCACCUGCUCACCUGCGGCCCUUCAGCAGAUCCCCCGAAAGACGUCGCCACAUCUGCAAUACGAUGGAUAACUCGGUCCCCCUGAUCUUUCGAGUUUUCAAGUUCAUCAUCCCGACCUUCGCCGUGAUCAUCUUCUGCACAGCUUUGUGUAAAUGUUUACAGCGGAAGAGGCAGCGACAGAGACAGCUGGCGGCAGCGUCUGCGCAUGCUCAGGGACCCCAGCCGUCUGUCUACAUCAUCCCCUUUUCACCGUCUGGAGCACAACCGACCGUACCGCCACAAUACCGAUACGACACGCCACAGCAACACGCCCCUCCUCCACCUUAUAACGAGCUGAUGGCGAAGGACGACUUCCCUCAUGAGCCUCCUCCUGCGUAUACAGAGUCCGACAGUUCACACUUCAUCUCCUCCGACUCAGGCCGGAUCUCUCCGUCCUGUUCGACAUGCCCAGAGUAACACGUGUGCGACGUGAAGACCUGUAACUGUGCAAUAGAGAGCUGAAAACGUCCUUCCUUCCUUCCUUCCUUCCUUCCAACACCACGAUGAACAAAUCAUGGAGAUUAAAAGCCACAGCUGCUAUUUUUCUACCCGGGUAUUGAACUCAUGUACAUACUUGUAAUGCGUCUAAAUAUAUUUUCUCGGUUUUGUCGAUGCGCAGGAAACAGUGUAAAUAAUGUUUAGUUUUUAAAAAAAAACAAAAAAAACGUGACGGUUUGCGCGUAGGUUUUUAUCUUUGAAGCUGUCUGACGGAUGUAACGCUUACACAUGAAAGUAUUAAAGGGAUGUCAUAGUUAGAAAGAAAAACAAAAGAAACGCACCCGAGCGUAUUCGAUCGACCGAGACGUUGAUUACCGUGCAUGUGCGAUGAAACUGAUUUGAUGAAAUGAUACACGCGCUGUCUGCCUAUGUUUUAUUCCACGUCGUCAUUGUUUUGUAAACGAAUACUGAAAUAAUAAUAAAAGUAUUUAUUAACAACUAAUCAAGCCUGCGUGCUGAAACAGGCCCGAUCGAAUAAAUUGAAGAAUUGAAUGAAA